AUGACGAAGGGUACCUCUAGCUUCGGUAAGCGUCACAACAAGACGCACGGCAUCUGCCGUCGUUGCGGCCGUCGCUCCAUGCACAUCCAGAAGCAUGAGUGCUCCUCCUGCGGCUUCCCCGCCGCCAAGACUCGCAAGUACAACUGGAGCGAGAAGGGCAAGCGGAGAAAGACUACCGGUACGGGCCGCAUGCGCUACCUGAAGGACGUUCCCAGGAGGUUUGCCAACGGCUUCCAGACUGGCGAGCCCAAGAACGCCCGCAACCUGAAGAUCAUUGCCAAGACCUCGUCUGCCUAA
This is a messenger RNA of Geosmithia morbida, 297 nucleotides long. Its product is annotated as large subunit ribosomal protein L37e. The coding region runs from base 1 to 297 and encodes 98 amino acids. The transcript has 4 exons. Gene Ontology annotation, biological process: translation. Lineage: Eukaryota; Fungi; Ascomycota; Sordariomycetes; Hypocreales; Bionectriaceae. Gene Ontology annotation, cellular component: ribosome; cytosolic large ribosomal subunit. Gene Ontology annotation, molecular function: structural constituent of ribosome; RNA binding. The record is from RefSeq and is a predicted model, not a curated record.